AUGCCGCCUAACAUCACCAUUCCAGCAAGCUUGAUUUUCGAAGUCGUCUGUGCAGACACUGCCCCCGGGGAGACUGUGGCUGUUGUUGGAUCCUGUCCAGAGCUUGGCGAGUGGGAUCCCAACAAGGCCCUGGAACUCGCGACGGAGGCGCGCGUCUUCCCCAGCUGGUUCUCGCCGGCCAUUCCCAUCCACCCGGACAAGAUUUUCUUCAAGGUCGUUAUCAAAGGCCCCAAGGGGGUUCGCUGGGAGGGUGGUGACAACAAGCCGGUGCAGCUCUACGAAGGGAAGCGGAGCAAGGUCAAGUGCUCCUUCGGCAGUGAGGAUUUCAUUGCUGCCACCAGUGUUGCUCCCAAAGAUAUCGACAAUCUCUCGCCGGCUCCUGAACUCAUUAAUCGCCCGAAGCCCGUGGAGGAGAAACCCAGCGGUGGCUACAUUGCGCAGGAAGAUGCCGCGAAAGAGGAGCCUCUGAAAGAGGAGACUGAUGAGACGACGGAGCAAGGACCGCCACUCCAGAAGCGCCAGUCGCGGCACCUCUUCCAGAACUCCGAUGGGUCGCUCAACAUGCAGAUGAGUCGCACUGCAAGUUUGAUGCUGGUGGACAUGGACGAGUUCUGUGCAGAAGCGGAAGCGGAGGAGUCGCAUCUCGUGGAACUGGAACGGGAACGACUCAACAUGCAGCAGCGGCGUGUCGCCAGCGCCGCCCUCCUGGAGGAGAUGGCAAAGAUCACAGAGUACGCAGAUCCGUCCCACACGGUGAUGUUGCAAGGCUUCAACUGGGAGAGCCACAAGGCUGGCAAGGGAAACUGGUACGGCAUCGUGGAGUCCAAGGCCUGGCAGGGCCUGGCAGGGGCGCAGGGGGUGGACAUGCUCGCCGACAUGGGCAUCACGGAUAUUUGGCUGCCUCCCUGCUCGCAGUCUGUGGCACCCCAGGGCUACCUGCCAUCGCAGUUGUUCAACCUCGAUGCAUCUGCCUAUGGGAAGAAGGCUGAGCUGAAGUCACUUCUCAAAUCCCUGCAUGCGAAGGGCAUGCGCGGCGUGGCAGAUAUCGUCAUCAACCAUCGCUGCGGGGACAAGCAGGACGAGCAGGGACGAUGGAAUGUGUUCACCAGCACCGGCAUCGAGUCCCGGAAGAGCUUUCACGGCAUCAUGGAUUGGCAAGGCUGGGCCAUAACCCUCGGCGACCAGUUUUCGGAUGGAACCGGGGAGCGAGGACCCGGUCACUAUGAUGGGAAGUUCGACGCCGCACCCGACAUCGACCACGGCAACAAGAAGGUGCAAGGCAGCAUCGCCAUUUGGCUGCGCUGGCUCCGUCUGGACAUCGGCUUCGAUGCCUGGCGCUUCGACUUUGUCAAGGGCUAUGGUGCCGAGUAUGUCGGCCACUACUGCCGCAAAGCUGCAGAUGACUUGUUGACCCGCUGCGAAUCAGUGCCACACGGGAUCGACAAUCGCAGAGUUGCCUGGGCGUGGCUGCGAGGCAAGAAGAGUGAGCCGUCCUGGGCUGUCGGAGAGCUGUGGUUGGACAUGGAGUACGAUCACGACGGCUUGAAGUACAACCAGGAUAAGCACAGGCAGGAUACUGUGAACUGGAUCAAUGGCACGGACAAAGAGAGCACCGCCUUCGAUUUCACCACCAAAGGUAUCCUCCAGGAAGCGGUUCGCAACACGCAGUACUGGCGGCUCAAGGACUCCAACGGCAAGCCUCCAGGCCUCUUGGGCUGGAUGCCGACACACGCCGUGACCUUCCUCGACAACCACGACACCGGGAGUACCCAGGGUCACUGGCCUUUUCCGAACGACAAGGUGCUGGUGGGCUACGCCUACAUCCUCACCCACCCAGGUAUCCCUUGCAUCUUUUGGGACCACGUCUGCGACUGGGGCGAGGACAUGCGAAAUCGCAUCAAGGCGCUGCUGCAGCUGCGCCGGAGGGCUGGGAUCAAGGUGGACGACAAAGUUCAGAUCUUGUGUGCAGAUCACGACCUGUACAUUGCAGAGAUCGGCUCUCCCCCUGCGCUGCGUGUUGCUCUGGGCCCGAAGCACUCCGGCGUCGACGGCUCCUGGUCUCCGGGCACCGAGGGCGCAGACGCUCGGAGAAACACGCCGAGAGCAUCCUGUGGCACUGGGCACCCCACCUGUGAAAAGUUGAACGGCUGCGUGUGCUCCUCUGAGGACUACCGUGUCUGGAUCAGAGCCUCGGCUGCCGGGUAA
Messenger RNA from Symbiodinium sp. CCMP2456, 2205 nucleotides. The record is from the annotation of a GenBank genome assembly. NCBI's taxonomy places the organism in Eukaryota, Dinophyceae, Suessiales, Symbiodiniaceae.